Molecule: messenger RNA, 2568 nt
Organism: Spodoptera littoralis (African cotton leafworm)
Lineage: Eukaryota; Metazoa; Arthropoda; Insecta; Lepidoptera; Noctuidae
Source: the annotation of a GenBank genome assembly
AUGGCGUUAACACCGGCAGAAAAACAACGGCGUUAUAGGGAAAAAUUGAAACAGGACCCUGUGAAACUUGCUGAGGCUAAAAGUAAACAUCUUCAGAGAUAUCAUGCUACUAAAAAACUUGUGAAGGAUAUGACAGAGAGAGAACAUAGAUCUGCAAAGCGUAAAUGGAAGAUGGCAAACAGGAAACGCCGAGAACGCCAGAAAAGUGUGCAAGUUAUUCUAGAUAUAACACCGGCUUCAACACCACGAUCAGGAACUCCGGUUUCUCCAAGUUCCAGAGGAAGAAGGAAAGUAAGACGAGACAGAUCUGCAUUAUACAGACAAAAUAAGAAAUUGGAGGAAGAAAACGAGAAAUUGAAAAGAAAAUGUAACAAGUACAAGAAAAGAUAUCAAAGACAAAAAGGGAAAAAUUCAGAAAAUGGACACAAAAAAUAUAUAGCUUUGUCUAACGCUAUUAAAAACCAUUACUCCAGAAUAAAGAAACUUAAAGAACGUUUAGCUAUCAGGCGUAUUUUUGACGAAGAUAUCAUAAAAGAUUCCAGGCUGAAAACCUCCAUUGUUCAAGAAACUCUUGGUAUCAAUAAGUUAAAAAAUAGGCAGACAAUACCUAAACAAGCUACUCUGAUAAAAAAGAUUCGUCAAUUUUUUGAUCGUGAUGAUGUUUCUAGGAUAACCGCUGGGAAACGAGAAACCGUGACUUACAAAAAAAAUAAGGCGCAAAAGAGGUAUCUGCUUGAUACAAUGAAGAAUCUUUUUAUUUCUUUCAAAAAAGAGAACCCUAUCGAGUGUUGCUCAUACUCUUACUUCACCAAGCAUAGACCAUUCUACGUAAAACCUCCAGCAGUUGAUGGCAGAGAUACAUGUCAAUGUAAAACGCAUACCAAUACACAAUAUAUGCUAAAUGCACUUUACCGCAAUAAAAUUAUAGCAGAGUCAAACAUGACUCAAAUUGUUGAGAAAAGUGUGUGUGCUACUGAUAACGAACUAUGCAUGACAGGUGAAUGCGAAUCCUGUAACACGAACGCAACAUUAUCUUUCAAUACGGAGAAUCAGUCCCGAAUAGUAAAAUAUCAACAAUGGGUUCGACGGUCUGAAGUUAUUGACAAAUCUGGCAAGAAAGUCAAAAUCACAAAAAGCAUAAAAGAAAUUAUCACAAGUUCUGUUGCAGAAUUGAUAGAAAAAUUUAAAUUGGCUAUACAAGUAUUGAAGAAACAUAUUUAUAAUAUUAAAAUGCAAUAUAGAAGUUACCGGCUCGCAAUAGAUGAUCUUAAAAAUGACGAAGCUCUCCUGCAUGUAGAUUUUAGUGAAAAUUAUAAUGGAAAAUAUUUUGAAGAAAUCCAGCAUCACCAUUUUGGUGGAUCGCGCCAGCAAAUUACUUUGCAUACAGGUGUCUUGUAUAUAAAACGAAAGGAAGCAGAAAAGGCACAAGUUACUUCUUUUUGCAGUGUAUCACCGAAUAACUCUCAUAAUCCUGCAUCCAUUUGGGCACACCUCCAUCCAGUUAUCAGCACAUUAAAGGUUAAUCAUCCACACAUAAAAACAAUUCAUGUUUUUUCCGAUGGUCCAGCUACGCAGUACAGGCAGAAGGUAAAUUUUUAUUUUAUCUGUUCGAAAACAUUUGUCGAUUAUGGCUUUGAUCGCAUAACCUGGAACUUUUUCGAAGCUGGUCAUGGUAAGGGUGCGGCUGAUGGUGUCGGUGGCUAUUUAAAACGCACAGCUGACCAAAAAGUAGCUACUGGCUUUGACAUUCCUGACGCGGAGACUUUCUUUCAUACUUUGAAAGACUCUAGCAAAAUUCAGUUGUAUUACAUCACUAACGACGACAUUCAAAAGGUAGAGCAGGCUAUUCCCCACGGCUUAAUUCCUCUCCGCGGUACAAUGCAGGUCCAUCAAGUUUUCUCAGACACUCCUGGCUUAUUGCAGUAUCGUGAUCUUAGUUGCUUCUGCCAAAGGGGCUUUUGCGCUUGCUUUUCACCUCAAACAUAUCAGCCACUUCCUGUUUCUACCAGCCCCAUUAGCCCAACAAAAAUAAGCAAUAAUUUAGAAAUUCCCUUUGAUUUAAUUCCAGAAAGAGACAGCUUAGAAUAUAUGAACGAACUAGAAGUAUUAACUGACAUAUCUAAUAUUGUAGACAAUCCUAAGAAAUUUUAUUACGAAUCGGUUUAUUCUCCAAUUUCGAGUUCAGAUGAUGAACUUCUUUCACAGCUUAAAAUACAACAAGAGGCUUCAGUAUCUAAUACACAUGAUAGAAACUUGAUUGAAAAAGAAAAUGUGCAUCCGACUAAAAUAUUUUCCGGUGUUUAUGUUAUUGUUAAAGUUUCUUCAGACAAAGACAAAUUGUACUAUUAGGGUGUUUGCCAAAGCAAUGUCGAUGACGAAGGAGAGAUUAAAGUUAUGUUUCUAAAAGCAGUUGACGAUUCCGGUAAAAGGUUCAAGCUUGUUGAAAGGGAUGUUUCGUACGAACCAUAUGAUAAUAUUGUUGAGAUUGUUCCUAAUCCUAAAAUAAUUAAGAAAGGUAAACGUGUGUAUUACGAAUUUGAUGUUCCAUUAAAUAUAUUUGAGAAAUAA